Clunio marinus is the source of this 390-nucleotide messenger RNA. Lineage: Eukaryota; Metazoa; Arthropoda; Insecta; Diptera; Chironomidae. The record is from the annotation of a GenBank genome assembly.
AUGAGAAUGAAUCAAAUUUCUUUGUUAAUAUUGUUUGCUUUAGUUGCUAUUGCAGUAGCGCAAAUUCCAAGUCAAGUUCCAGCAGGUAGAGAACCUUUUCCGGCUAGACAAGUCAACAAUAGAGAAAGAGAACGACUUCCAAACGAACUUCCAAACCAACUUCUUACUAGGGAACCAUUCUCUAAUCAAGCUUUCGUUAGCAGAAGUCAAUUCGACAGCAUCCGUGAUAUUGACUGUAGACAACCUGCCGCAAAUUGUCACUUUACAGAAGAAAUUUGUGAUAGUCAAGGACGCUGUUUUCGAACCAAUGGAUCAUCAUUAGCCGCAUCAGUUAACAAAAUGGUUGUCAUUGCUUGCGGUAUUAUCUUUGCCAUUAAAAAAUUUAUAUAG